Messenger RNA from Gamsiella multidivaricata, 1521 nucleotides. Its product is annotated as HAD-like domain-containing protein. The coding region runs from base 196 to 1389 and encodes 397 amino acids. NCBI's taxonomy places the organism in Eukaryota, Fungi, Mortierellomycota, Mortierellomycetes, Mortierellales, Mortierellaceae. The transcript is spliced from 7 exons. Gene Ontology annotation, molecular function: acireductone synthase activity; magnesium ion binding. The record is from RefSeq and is a predicted model, not a curated record.
UGACUACUACCGCCAUAUCACACAGGCAAGCUGUCCAUAAAACCCAUAAGACAACCCAAAGACUGAUCUCUUCCUCCUUUCCUUUGUCCUCCAUUCACAUUCGUAUUCCCAUUCCAUUGAGCUCUUUCAGGAACCCUGAAUCAUCACUUAAGACUCCUCAACCCAUUUUUCUCUGCUCCUCUUGAAUUUAACGCCAUGGUUUUGACACGCUCUCGGUCGAACAACCAGGCGAGUGCCGCUCCCACGACCCCGGCCUCUGCUUCCAAGCCUGCUGCCCCUUCUAAGCGUAAAAGCAAUGCUUCUGCAUCCAAAUCUUCCAAGGCUGCAAAGAUCAAUGCUGCCCCAGAUCUUACUACAGCCAAGGAAACACAGGCACCAACGGAGGACCGCGCUCCGGGACCUGCUGCUGUUGCCGCUCCUAUUGUGACUCCCGCGCCAUUGACAACCCCAGCUCUAGAUUUCACGAGUCUUGAUAAGGCUUCGGAAUCAUCGCAGCCACCGGCCCCUGCUGCACCAGCGACUGCCACAAUUCCUGCUCCUGUUGAGAUACCUGUGGUCACUGCUCCAGCACCAGUGGUUGCCUCGACUGAGGAGCCCACUGUCCAUAACAGCAUCGCUGUGGCUGGAGUCAUCCAGCCUUACGAUGUUAUUCUGUCAGACAUUGAGGGUACCACCACUCCCAUCGUCUUUGUGAAGGAGAAUUUGUUCCCCUAUGUUACCUCCAAUUUGGAAGUAUUUUUGAAGAAGAACUGGGACAACGAGGAGAUGAAGAAUGCCGUCGAGGCACUGCGCGUCCAGGCGGCAAAAGAUGUUGCAGACGGCCUUCCUGGGGUCACAGCCAUUGCGACAGAAUCUGCUGAUGUUUUGGCUGAAAAGGUCCAGCAAGAUGUGAUUGCGUCUAUCGGAUGGCAGAUGAAGGCUGACCGAAAGAUUGGGGCUCUGAAAGCCUUCCAGGGAUACAUGUGGAAGGAAGGCUAUGCUAAUGGCGACUUGAAAGGAGUCAUCUAUGACGAUGUGAUCCCUGCUUUCGAUCAGUGGAUAACCGAGGGUAAGAAAGUGUACAUCUACUCUUCUGGUAGUAUCGGAGCCCAGAAGCUCCUCUUUGGAUUCUCCGAAAAAGGCGACGUUCUCCACUACUUUUCUGGCCACUAUGACACCACUAUCGGGCCUAAGGUGGAGGCUGAAAGCUAUGCAAAGAUUGCUGCCGACAUUGGCCUUGACCCCUCCAAGAUCCUGUUCCUGUCCGAUAACAUCCAUGAAAUUGUGGCUGCAAAGAAAGCUGGAUUCCAGGCUGUGGUGAUCGAUCGUCCUGGAAAUUCACCUCUUUCCGCUGAAGAGCGUGCCAAUAAUAUUGUCGUAAAAUCCUUCUUGGAGAUCCCCAAGCCGUAGUAGGUCCCGAGUCCCAGUCUGCAAUGAAAGCAGGCCCAUUCUACUCUAUAUAAUACAAAUCCUUGAGAAGAUGGACUUUCCCAUCGCAAUUCGAUCCUUCAAAUAAAGUAAAUAAAGUAUCGCAUUGUCUAC